Messenger RNA from Lagenorhynchus albirostris (white-beaked dolphin), 974 nucleotides. It is a transcript of the gene C1QL3, whose product is annotated as complement C1q like 3. The transcript is spliced from 2 exons. The coding region runs from base 1 to 768 and encodes 255 amino acids. The record is from RefSeq and is a predicted model, not a curated record. NCBI's taxonomy places the organism in Eukaryota, Metazoa, Chordata, Mammalia, Artiodactyla, Delphinidae. Gene Ontology annotation, molecular function: protein binding.
AUGGUGCUUCUGCUGGUCGUUCUCAUCCCGGUGCUGGUGAGCUCGGCCGGCACGUCGGCGCACUACGAGAUGCUGGGCACCUGCCGCAUGGUCUGCGACCCUUACGGGGGCACCAAGGCGCCCAGCACGGCCGCCACGCCCGACCGCGGCCUCAUGCAGUCCCUGCCCACCUUCAUCCAGGGCCCCAAAGGCGAGGCAGGCAGGCCCGGGAAGGCGGGCCCGCGGGGGCCCCCCGGUGAGCCCGGGCCGCCGGGCCCCGCGGGCCCGCCGGGCGAGAAGGGCGAGCCCGGCCGCCAAGGCCUGCCGGGCCCUCCCGGGGCGCCCGGCCUGAACGCGGCCGGGGCCAUCAGCGCCGCCACCUACAGCACGGUGCCCAAGAUCGCCUUCUACGCCGGCCUCAAGCGGCAGCACGAAGGCUACGAGGUGCUCAAGUUCGACGACGUGGUCACCAACCUCGGUAACCACUACGAUCCCACCACGGGCAAGUUCACCUGCUCCAUCCCGGGCAUCUACUUCUUCACCUACCACGUCCUGAUGCGCGGAGGGGAUGGCACCAGCAUGUGGGCCGAUCUCUGCAAAAACAACCAGGUGCGUGCUAGCGCGAUCGCCCAAGACGCCGAUCAGAAUUACGACUAUGCGAGCAAUAGCGUGGUUCUUCAUUUGGAGCCAGGAGACGAAGUCUACAUCAAAUUAGAUGGUGGGAAAGCCCACGGAGGAAACAACAACAAAUACAGCACAUUUUCGGGAUUUAUUAUCUAUGCUGACUGAUCAUGCAAAAACUAAGCUUAUUACUCUGAGUUUGGACACUGGAUUCGUGUGGCUAACGUCAGUGAAUCGAGGACCCCAGGGGAUGCCGGAUGCGGGGCGCCUCAGCUGUGUGUAUGUGGGGAAUUCAAAUGCUACCUGACUCACAUCUGUAUACUCAGAAACAUUAUGUAAAAAAAAAUAUUAAAAGCAAGAUAAGCAGAUGUUGA